This is a messenger RNA of Heterocephalus glaber (naked mole-rat), 7268 nucleotides long. It is a transcript of the gene Galnt13, whose product is annotated as polypeptide N-acetylgalactosaminyltransferase 13. Gene Ontology annotation, biological process: protein O-linked glycosylation. NCBI's taxonomy places the organism in Eukaryota, Metazoa, Chordata, Mammalia, Rodentia, Bathyergidae. Gene Ontology annotation, molecular function: polypeptide N-acetylgalactosaminyltransferase activity. Gene Ontology annotation, cellular component: Golgi apparatus. The record is from RefSeq and is a predicted model, not a curated record.
GGCGGGGGCCGGGGACGAAGUGACCAGGCGGCGGCGACACCGCGAGGUGACAGUGUGCCGGGAGCCCUCCUUCCCUCUCCUCGGCCUCGCCGCGCUCGCCCAGUCCUCCCGCCCGCCGCGGCGCUAUGAGGGAGCCUCUCGGGGGCUGGCCGAGGCCGGAGCCGGAUCGCGGCGCUCCCGGGAAAGUGUGAGGAGAGGCGCGGGUGGGAGUCGGGCUGUGUGCGGCGCGGCUUCCAGGUGAGCGCGGGCUGGGCGAGCCCCGCACUCUGUCCCUCUGGCUGGCGCCUGUCGCGCUCCACCGGGGCUGAAGCCCGUGCGCGGACCGCACUGCUCUUCGCGGGAUCCUUGGCCACGAUAGCAGAUGCGUUUUGUAGGAGUACUUUGAGGAUGGAUGUUUUCAAACUAUUUUAAAAUUGCCAAGCAUCACAUACAUGGGAUGCAUCCUGCUUUUAUCUUGGAGUUCACCUCUGUGGCUUGGAUUUAUCACAGUAGCAUUUAUCUUCGAUUUGUGUGUUAACUAGAAAUCGAGAAAAGACAUGAGGAGAUUUGUUUACUGCAAGGUGGUUCUGGCCACUUCACUGAUGUGGGUUCUUGUUGAUGUCUUCCUACUCCUGUACUUCAGUGAAUGUAACAAGUGUGAUGACAAAAAAGAGCGAUCACUGCUACCCGCACUGAGGGCUGUUAUUUCGAGAAACCAAGAAGGUCCAGGAGAAAUGGGAAAGGCUGUGCUGAUUCCUAAAGAUGACCAAGAGAAAAUGAAAGAACUGUUUAAAAUCAAUCAAUUUAAUCUCAUGGCCAGUGAUCUAAUUGCCCUUAACAGAAGUCUGCCGGAUGUAAGAUUAGAAGGAUGCAAGACAAAAGUCUACCCUGAUGAACUUCCAAACACAAGUGUAGUCAUUGUGUUUCACAAUGAAGCAUGGAGCACUCUCCUUAGAACUGUUUAUAGUGUUAUAAAUCGUUCCCCACACUACCUACUCUCUGAGGUCAUCUUGGUAGAUGAUGCCAGUGAAAGAGAUUUUCUCAAGUUCACACUAGAGAAUUACGUGAAAAAUUUAGAAGUUCCAGUCAAAAUUAUCAGGAUGGAAGAGCGCUCAGGGUUAAUACGUGCUCGUCUUCGAGGAGCAGCUGCUUCAAAAGGGCAGGUCAUAACUUUUCUGGAUGCACACUGUGAAUGCACGUUAGGAUGGCUGGAGCCCUUGCUGGCGAGAAUAAAGGAAGACAGGAAAACAGUUGUAUGCCCUAUCAUUGAUGUGAUUAGUGAUGAUACCUUCGAAUAUAUGGCUGGGUCAGAUAUGACUUAUGGAGGUUUUAACUGGAAACUCAAUUUCCGCUGGUAUCCUGUUCCACAAAGAGAAAUGGAUAGGAGGAAGGGAGAUAGAACAUUACCUGUAAGGACCCCUACUAUGGCUGGUGGCCUAUUUUCUAUUGACAGAAACUACUUUGAAGAGAUAGGAACAUACGAUGCAGGAAUGGAUAUCUGGGGUGGAGAGAAUCUUGAAAUAUCUUUUAGGAUUUGGCAGUGUGGAGGCUCUUUGGAGAUUGUAACUUGCUCCCAUGUUGGUCAUGUUUUUCGGAAGGCAACCCCAUACACUUUCCCUGGUGGCACGGGUCAUGUCAUCAACAAGAACAACCGCAGGCUGGCAGAAGUUUGGAUGGAUGAAUUUAAAGACUUCUUCUAUAUCAUAUCCCCAGGUGUUGUCAAAGUGGAUUAUGGAGAUGUGUCAGUCAGAAAAACACUAAGAGAAAAUCUGAAGUGUAAGCCCUUUUCUUGGUACCUAGAAAACAUCUAUCCUGACUCCCAGAUCCCGAGACGUUAUUACUCACUUGGUGAGAUAAGAAAUGUUGAAACCAAUCAAUGUUUAGACAACAUGGGCCGCAAGGAAAAUGAAAAAGUGGGUAUAUUCAAUUGUCAUGGCAUGGGAGGAAACCAGGUGUUUUCUUAUACGGCUGACAAAGAAAUCAGAACUGAUGACUUGUGCUUGGAUGUAUCCAGACUCAAUGGACCUGUAAUUAUGUUAAAAUGCCACCACAUGAGAGGAAACCAGCUAUGGGAAUAUGAUGCUGAGAGACUCACCUUGAGACAUGUUAACAGUAACCAGUGUCUCGAUGAACCCUCUGAAGAAGAUAAAAUGGUGCCCACCAUGCAAGACUGUAGUGGAAGUAGAUCUCAACAAUGGCUGCUGAGGAACAUGACCUUAGGGGCUUAAAGACCAUUUGCCCCAAGCCAUGAAAGUGUCUACACUUUUAUUUUUCCAUUCUUUCCAUUAGAAGAAAAUAUUAACUUUGCUGAAUUGAAAGUUUUAAAAUUCUUUUUAGUAUCCUAAAACACAGUUUAUAAUUCAUUUUUAGAAAUGUUUGAUUAUUUCCCUACUAAAAUUUGUAUCUGAUUGAAGAAGCACAUUAAUAAAACAUGAAUAAUAGCAAACUGUUACUAAACAUUGGAACAAUUUGAGAAACAAAUUGUUUGUUUUACAAAACAGUCUUUAUUGUCCUAUGUCAUAGGGUUAUUUGUGGAGGAGGCAUUUUAUUUUUUGUUGCCACAGUGAUUGAAAAAAAUAAUGUAAAUGCCUUAUAAAAUAUCUUCAUUUUGAAAUAUUAACUGCUUUAUAAACUUACUCUACUGGAACUUCAUGGAAACAUAUUGAAUUCCUAUAUCAACAACAGGACUACAUAUAGGAUUAUGAGCACUAAACUCAUUAUACAAAAUGUUACAUUCCAAAUUUUGUAUUUGGAAAAUAUUAAAUAGGAUAAUGAGUUCAUAGAUUCCUUACAAAGCAUCAUGUUUAAACAAAGAAAGAAAAGAAUUCAAAAAUUCCAUUUAAGUAAGCAAGUUAAAUUCCAACGAAAUAGGAAGAAAUUAUACAGAUAUUGAGGGUAACAGGAUGAAGCUAAACUGAAACAAGUGUCAUUAAGAGAUAUUGUAGCUGGGUCAUGGUAAUUCCUGAGACAAGGUGAGAACAACCUGCUCCCAGAGUUGAUGUCACAGACUCCGGACUCAGCAUCAUCUUGUUUCCAUAAACUAUGCCCUCCCUUGUCUCUCUAAAUGCUCUGGUUUGUUACCAACGCUGUAAUAGAACAUUAGUGAAGGGUAGAGUUUUAGCAAAAUUUCCAAUUCUUUCACAUUUAGAUAUUGUAGUUAGUUCAUUUUUGUCAUUUUUGUUUUGUAUGAAAAAAUAUAUUGCAAUCAGAUUUUCAUUGCUGCAAUAUAACAUCAUUCUAUAAUUUUAUCCCUAAGAGAGUAAACUCAAUACACCUUCAUUAAACAUUUAUUCUAAUUAGACUGCCAAAUAUCAUUUGCCAUAAAUUAUGGCUCAAAUAAUACAUUCAUAAUUAGGCUAGUUUUACAAGUUCUUUCCAUUUAAAAACCCUUUUGUUCAAAAUACUUAAGUAGUUCUUAUGAAAAUGAAGAAAAUUCUAUAAAUGAGAUAUUUACUAAUAAGCUUUUUAUUUGCCACCAUAUUAAAUACUCAUAAAAUUGGUCUAUAUAUGAGUUUUAUGCAUUAUAAGUAUAUGCAAAAGCCAGAGAAAUUGAGAAUGUGGGGAGGAAGAUGGAAAAUGUGUCUUCUAGAGCAAAAGAUUCCACUUUUAUUGUCCUCAUUUUUUACUUAUAAAGCUCUUAUAUAUAGAACAUAUUAAUAAAUUUGGCUACACCUCUGUCUCUCUCUCUCUCUCUCACACACACACACACACACACACAACUUUAUAGUAAAAAAGACACUUUCCAUUUUCCUAGCUGGCAUUCCAUUCUCUUUGUUGCUAGAAAACUCCAGAAAAGAAUUCUACAACCUGGAACAUCUCAGGUUUACUCCUAAAAAUGUAGACAUCCCCCACUCCAAGGUCUCUGGGAAUUCUUAAAUUUACUAAAUUUUUUAAUAAAACUUUAAAUGUCAGAGCUUUUAUUUUUCAAAAUAUAGACUCAAGUUUAUAGCAAACUUAGAAUGGAACCUGAAAUUCCUAAGAGGUAGUGACCCACAACUUUUAAUUAAUCGUGUCCUAUCCAGUCAGCUGAGACUCUCUAACAAUUCCAUUUUCUAUUUUUCCUCUUUUUCUCCUCCAUUUUCUUCUCAUCUUGACUAAAACAAGGUAAAAUAUUCAUGUGCAACAUAAAAAGCUUAAACUUUGAGGAAUUCCUUUAUUUAAUAGACAGACCCUACUUUUUUAUCAAUCAAAAUGCAUAUGUUACCUAGAAAAUGGUGAAUGAUAAAUACUCUAAAAUAUAGCUACUUCAUGGAAACUGAAUUGGAUGCAUUUCAGCUGUAUUUUAAAUAACUGAGAGUGUGUUUGUGGUCACUGUGAAAAUAUGGGAUUUUCAUGGUCGAGUUUCAUUUAGGAAGAAUCUUCAGAGACUCUUCAGCUCUUUGGAUACAUGCCAUGAUAGGUCUAACAACUUUAAAAAAUGAUAUAAAAUAUAAAUCACUCAAAACCCUGGAAACAAUGAUUAACAUUGUAUUUUUUUUCAAAAAUGCUUGCAGUACUGAGAAUUAAAAGCAUGGUGAAAUUCGUAGUGCAUUCAUCUUGCAUAUCACUUAUCUAUGGAGCUAGACUAAGAAAUAUUUCAAAUUGUUUCAAACCAUCCUCUUCUGUGGUCUUUCUCAUCUCAGCUAAUGCAACUUCACCCUUCCAGAUAUCCAAGUGAAAAAUCUUUUGCUCUCUCUCCCCCCGGCCCGUCUCUCUCUCUCUCAGUGUUUCUCUCUCUCUCUGUCUCUCUCUCCAUUAUAAAGUUCUCUUGAUGCUUUCUUUCAAAUGUAACCACAAGCUAAUGGUUUGCCACCAUAUCCACAAUGUGAUUUACUUCUUACCUUUUUAUUUGCAAAAUGUUUGUGAUUUGGUGAGCAACUUUUGCUAAUCCUCAUCUCCUUUUCUCAAUGUAAUAGUCAGAGUGAUUCUGUUUAAUAUGAAUUUCAUUAUGACAUUUCACAUACACAAUCUUCCAAUGGAUUUUCAUCUGUCUUCAGUAGUAUUUGAAAUCCUUCAUAAUAAUAGUCCUUACCAUACACUCCCCCCAGUCUACUAUACAGACACAGACACACACACACACACACACACACACACACACACAGUUCACUUCACUAUACUUCCUCUCUUUUACCAUUCCACAUUUUACUUACUCUACCCUGACUCCCUAGCAAAUUUCCUUCUCAAUCUUUGGCUCCCUGGGCCCCACAGAGCUCUCUCCCUCACUGUCUUUAGGUCUUAGGCAAGCUCUCUCAGCAGUAAGGCAAACCAUUGUCCCACUUGCUGUCUGCAUCUCCUGAACUUCUGACAAACUAUAAUUUUACCUUUUUAUUUCAGCGUAUCCUUCUACCUGCAUGAGCCCACAACCCAACAUACAUCUCUAAUAUGUCUCUCUUAUUUUUAUUGUUGUUUUGUAUUUUUUUGUUUGUUUUACAUUACUGGGGGAUGAAACCUAGGGCUUCACACAUGCUAGCUAAUUGCUGUCCCAUUGAGCUCUACCCACCGCCCUACAAGUCCUUUUAAAAGCCAGGGUCUUUGUCAGUUCUGUUCACUGGAUAUCCUCAGCAUCUGGUAUAGUUGUUGGCACAUAUGAAAUAUUCUUUAAAUAUUUCUUGAAUUAAUAAAUUGAAAAGUAUGUUAAAGUUGCUAAGUGCUACAGUGUUGUACUUUUUUUGUAUUUUAUACUUUAGUGUCCAGUAAUAUAUUUACAUAGAAUUUGCAUAAUUUUAUCUCCAAAUGAUAAUUUUCUUCCUAACAUCCUUCAUAUUAAAAUAUGAACUAUAUGUUAUUUUCUAUUAUAAAAUAUCCUGCCUUAUGGAAAUGAAAUAUGGCAUUUUAUAGAAAUGCUGCUACCUUAUAUAAGUUGCUUCAUUAAGCUAAAACUAAUUUUAAUUUUAAUUUUCUGGUUAUGUUCAGUGGGCCACUUUUUAAGGGUCUAAGCUUUUGACUUUUGGAGGGAGAUAUAUGUACAUUCCCUUAAAGAUUGUAUUUUCAUGGUUUCAUACUUACUAAAUUUAUUUUCCAAGCAAUCCUAUGGACAAAAGAUAAUUUAAAAUCUUUAAAAAGCUUUACAAAAGCUUUACAAAGCUUUAAAGAUGAUCCAUCAUUAGUUUUUAUGUUUCUAUGUAAUCAGCCUGAGACCCAGAUACAUAAUGUAGUUUGCCCAGGGAUUAUACAGCUACAAGCAGUUUUGCCAGCACUCUUCAUUGUUAAUGUUACCUAAUGUAUCACUCAGAAAUAUUAUUAAAAGGGCACAGUAAUGAGAAAAAUGUCUUCAUUUAAAACUUUCUUAUUAGAACAUUGAUUAUUUAGAAAUAUUUAAAUUUUUACUAUCUUUCAUGCUUAAAUAAAAUUAGUUCUGUAAACAAUAAGACCUGAAGGAAAAAUAAAGAGAUUACCUGAAAACAGCAUGAUUAUUGAACAAUGAAAUAUCCUAGCAUCAUUUGGCAAACAGUUUUAGGGAAAUAAAGCAAAGCCUCUUCAGUAGCAACUUAUGAAAAAGUCUCUCUCAUUUACUUUAUAAUGAUAUUAGUUAAAAGUAAUGUUGGCCUACAAGGAGCACAGAGAAUUAGACCAUCUAUAACUGUGAACAUUUGAUGUUUUCUACGUUAUGCAGCUUCAAAGAUGGCAAGAUAAUCAGCAGAUAUUUCUAAGCUUCCCAUUGUAGCUCUCUAGUAAAAAUAACUCAUAACUUGAUUUUACAUUGGUGCUUAGAAUCAGCCUAAUAAAUAAAAAGAAAAAAAUAAAGGGAGAAGAGAGUAUCUUCUCACAUGCAUUGUUUUUACCAUUUGUGAAAUGAUGAUCAUAUACAAUCACAGCUACUACAUGUGCAUUUCAUCCACAGAUGCUAACUCCAGUGUCAGAGGAGCAAAACUUGUAUACAUCCUUAAGUUAAAAAGUAUGAUGAUUUCACAAGUACAAAAAAUAUUGAAGAAAUUCAAGCUUCUAUGGAUGUGUCACCACCCACAAAUGGACAUUCUGCAUAACUGAUAACUUUAAGUCUUUAAUAAAUUUCCUACUUUAUUGGGCAGCACACAUUCAAUUGUCUUAAAGCAGCUUGUUUCAGAAUUCAGCCACUGCCUACCCUGUUCCAAAAUAUGAUAAAAUAUGGAAAAUAAAAGAUUGGCAAUUCUUCUGUACAGUAUAGGGUGUGUCUGAUGUGACUCCACUAUGUUCAAACUGCUAUUAAAUGUAAGCUGUUGUAUGAUUUUAAGGUGUUGAAUGAACACCAGCAAUGUGUUUUAAAUACUUUGUGUAAAUCUGUGCCCAACUUUUAUUUUAUAUUGUUCAAUAAACUCUAAAGGAAAUUUUCA